Messenger RNA from Dinoponera quadriceps, 1154 nucleotides. RefSeq names its product triosephosphate isomerase (gene Tpi). Gene Ontology annotation, cellular component: cytosol. The transcript has 3 exons. Gene Ontology annotation, molecular function: triose-phosphate isomerase activity. Lineage: Eukaryota; Metazoa; Arthropoda; Insecta; Hymenoptera; Formicidae. The record is from RefSeq and is a predicted model, not a curated record. The coding region runs from base 96 to 839 and encodes 247 amino acids. Gene Ontology annotation, biological process: glycolytic process; gluconeogenesis; glyceraldehyde-3-phosphate biosynthetic process.
GGCGAACACGUGAAGGUCGGAAGGGCGAGAACGAGCUCGAGAAUCCUGUUACAGGUUGCACAUUGCACGAGCGGCUGUCACGAAACGCACGAAGCAUGGCGCGCAAAUUCUUCGUUGGUGGUAAUUGGAAGAUGAAUGGCACCAAGAGUGAGAUCAACGACAUCGUCGCGUUCCUGAAGACUGGCCCGCUCGACCCCAAUGUCGAGGUUGUGGUCGGAGUUCCCGCGAUAUACCUCACAUACGUGACGUCUAUCGUGCCUGGUAACGUCAGUGUCAGCGCACAGAACACGUACAAAGUUCCCAAGGGGGCAUUCACCGGCGAGAUCAGCCCAGCGAUGCUUCUGGACAACGGUAUUCCCUGGGUGAUCCUUGGUCACUCUGAACGUAGAAACGUAUUCGGUGAAACGGACGAGUUGAUUGCGGAGAAAGUUCAGCAUGCCUUAGAAGCUGGCUUAAAGGUGAUCGCGUGUAUAGGCGAGAAAUUGGAGGAACGCGAAGCGGGUAAGACCGAGGAGGUGGUUUACAAGCAGACCAAGGCGAUAGCGGACAAGAUCAAAUCCUGGGACAAUGUGGUGCUGGCUUACGAGCCAGUCUGGGCGAUUGGCACGGGUAAAACCGCGACGCCGCAACAAGCGCAGGAAGUUCACGAGAAGUUACGGGACUGGUUGUCCAAGAACGUCAACCCCGACGUCUCGCAAACUCUGCGGAUCAUCUACGGCGGCUCCGUAACAGCGGGCAACGCCAAGGACUUGGCGAAGGAGAAAGAUAUCGAUGGGUUUUUGGUCGGUGGCGCAUCGUUGAAACCCGACUUUGUACAGAUCGUUAACGCUCGUUGUUAGAACGAGCAGAAAUUGUCAGCUUCCAUGACACUGUGUCAAACGAAAUGUAACAGAGAUUUAUUCAUAUUAUGAGUACGCGAGAGACAGAGAGAGAAAGAGAGACGAUGCGUAUUGUUGUUCAUUCUGCCCGAAUGUGUACAGUUUAUUCUAAUGAUGAAAGGAAAGUUAUAUUCGUCAUAUACUUCCAAUCAAGUUUUAAAAUGCUUACCAUGUAUCUAUACUAGAGAAGUGUGUUAUAUUGUUGUUAUUACCGUUGUACAUGUACAACUUUCGAAUAUAUAUACGAUGCUGCAAAAUGUGCAUCCUGGAGCAAGA